GGAAGGAGGAUGAUAAAGUUGGAAAGGAACUGGAGGAGAAGGAGAAAGGAUACAUGGUACCAUGCUGUAGUGGUUAGUUAUGAUUUGGGGUUUAUUUUCUGCAGCUGGACCCUAUAAGACGGUUCGUGCCGACUCCAAGUUAAAAAAGGACAACGAGGUCGUUGAUUGAAUACCUCUCUCUCUGUCUUUCUCUCUCGUUUCAGUCUCUGGCCAUCGGAGCCCUUAAAUCUAGGGUUCUCUCCAAUUUACCUCUUUCUAUGUUCCACGCUUCUUUCAAUCUUAAUUUAUAUUUCUAAUAUCUAGCUAUUUUAUUUAUCCAUCUUUCGAGGCUUUUUGUACCUCGAUCUCAGAUUCUUAGUUACUGAAGAGUUUCAGUUCUGCCAUGACGAUCGCUGAUUCCGGGUAUUCAAUGGAGAAUGGAGAGUGUUGCUUGCCGUGCACGCCCCAGGAAGAGAAACAGAUCGUCAAGGGCUUGAUGGGUGAAGCCGAGCUUCAUUUGAAAGAAGGCAACUUGUACUACGUGGUUUCCGCCAGGUGGUUCACAAAAUGGGAGAGGUACGUUGGCCAGGGCAGUGAUGAUCCCGUAGUUGAUAUGCAGUCUUCUGAUUCUCAAGAUUUGGUUGAUCUUCCUGGGAGAAUAACUGAUAGACCUGGUCCUAUAAAUAACUCUGAUAUUGUUGAAAAUGGAAGUGAUGGCGAGAAUGAUGAUCUAGAGCUCUCUAGAACAUUGUUGGAAGGGAGAGACUAUGUUUUAGUUCCUCAAAAAGUUUGGGAAAAGCUUGUUCAGUGGUACACGGGAGGACCAGCACUUCCAAGAAAGAUGAUCUCACAGGGGGUUUUUAACAAAAAGCAGUUCAAUGUGGAGGUUUAUCCACUUCGUCUCAAGUUAAUUGAUUCUAGAGAUGACAGUGAAUUCACUAUAAGGUUAAGCAAAAAGGCUUCACUUCAUGAACUUUAUGGGAGGGUAUGUGCUCUUAGAGGAACAGAACGAGAAAAGGCUGUUAUAUGGGACUACUUUAAUAAGUACAAGCAAUCACGGUUGGUUGAUUCAAGUCGUACCCUGGAGGAAUCAAACUUGCAGAUGGACCAAGAGAUUCUGCUGGAGAUGCAAGUUCAUGAGUCUUAUCCUUCCCUAUCUGGCCAGGAUUCAACAGGAAAUGAGUUGGCUUUGGUAGCCUUAGAACCUUCAAGGACUUCCCUCUCAAUUGCAGGUGGACCAACUCUGUCAAAUGGUCAUCCCGGUACUUCUAGCUUGAACACGAGGCCAGGAAGUGCUUUAAAUUCAGGACCCACAGAUAUUGAUGAUGGAUUUGGUGCUUAUAGUGCUGUCAGAAGAGGUGAGAGGGGAGGUUUGGCAGGACUGCAAAAUAUGGGAAAUACUUGCUUUAUGAACAGUGCUCUUCAAUGCUUGGUCCACACUCCUCCACUUGUUGAGUAUUUUUUGCAAGAUUACUCUGAUGAGAUCAACACAGAAAAUCCUUUAGGAAUGCAUGGUGAACUUGCACUCGCUUUUGGUGAGUUGUUGAGGAAACUUUGGUCCUCGGGACACAAUACAAUUGCACCACGUGCAUUCAAGGGAAAACUAGCACUAUUUGCUCCCCAAUUCAGUGGUUAUAAUCAGCAUGAUUCUCAAGAACUUCUGGCAUUUUUACUGGAUGGGCUGCAUGAAGAUUUGAAUCGUGUCAAGCACAAACCUUACAUUGAAAUGAAGGAUUGGGGUGGUUGUCCAGAUAAGGAGGUUGCAGAAGAAUGUUGGAGAAAUCACAAGGCUCGGAAUGAUUCCAUUAUUGUGGAUGUUUGCCAAGGUCAAUAUAAGUCAACAUUGGUUUGCCCAGUUUGCAGCAAAAUUUCAAUUACUUUUGAUCCCUUUAUGUAUUUGUCGCUGCCGCUACCUUCAACUGUCACUCGUUCAAUGACAGUGACAGUGUUUUAUGGUGAUGGAAGUGGUCUUCCAAUGCCAUACACUGUGUCAGUACUGAAAAAUGGUCACUGUAGAGAUCUUAUUCAGGCACUGAGUGCAGCAUGCUGUUUGAGAAGUGAUGAAAGCUUUCUGCUGGCAGAAGUCUAUGAUCAUAGGAUUUAUCGUCUAUUUGAAAAUCCUUUUGAAUCAUUGACUUGUAUAAAGGAUGAGGAACACAUUGUGGCCUACCGGUUUUCUCAGGAAGGAACAGGAAAAAAGAAACUGGAAAUUGUUCAUCAGGAAAAGUCUGCUCCAGAUUUGCUGAAGGGUGGUGGAUGGAAGAAUUUUGGAGUGCCUCUGCUUGCUUAUUUGGAAGAUGACUCACCAAGUGGAGCUGAUAUUGAGUUGGCUGCUUCUAGACUUCUCUCACCGUUGAGAAAAGCAUGCUUAUCCAGUGUGGCUCAUAAUGGCAAGGAAAAUGGUGUUCUUUCAGAAGCUAAUGGUGAAGCAUCAAACAGUUGCAAUGGUCAAUCUGAAUCUGGGAGCCAGUCAAUGGACAAGAUAGAAUUAGAGUCAGAGGAUACAUUGACCCAGAACUUGUCGUUACAGCUCUUUUUAACUGAUGACCGGUACUCAAGCCGCAAGCCAAUUUUUAAGGAUUCUGUCGUAAGAUCAGGAAGAGAUCGUAUAAAAAUUUUCCUAGAUUGGACUGAUACGGAACAUAAAUUAUAUGAUCCCAGCUAUCUAAAGGAUCUCCCAGUGGUUUAUAAUAAAUCUGGGUUUAGUGCGAAGAAAACCCGACAGGAAGCUGUCUCUUUAUUUUCAUGCCUAGGGGCAUUCUUGAAUGAAGAACCUCUAGGGCCUGAUGACAUGUGGUAUUGUCCUGGUUGUAAAGAACAUAGACAAGCCACCAAGAAGCUGGAUUUGUGGACAUUGCCUCAGAUUCUUGUUAUUCAUUUGAAACGAUUUUCAUACAGCAGAUACCUGAAGAACAAACUGGACAUUUUUGUGGAUUUCCCCAUUCACAAUCUUGAUUUGAGCAAAUUUGUGAAACAGAAGGAUGGAAGAUCAUAUGUAUAUGAACUAUAUGCCAUCAGCAACCAUUAUGGCGGUCUCGGUGGUGGGCACUACACUGCUUUUGCAAAGUUGAUUGACGAUAAUAGAUGGUACAAUUUUGAUGAUAGCUAUGUUUCUCCUGUUAAUGAGGCCGAUAUCAGGACAUCAGCUGCAUAUGUGUUGUUCUACGGAAGAAUUGAAUCUGAAAUGAAUGUGGCAGCAGGAGGGACAUCACAGGAUCAUACGGGUUCUUGAAAGGCCAUGAAUGUUUACAUCCCUACUAUUCCGCGUCUUGGGAGCUCAGAUGUAAUAACUGAAGACUGAGCUGAUGGUCAUCACAGCUAGCUUUCUGAAGAUCUCAAGCCUCACCAAAGAUGUCGAGGAGUAUGUACAUGCAUAAAAUGGCAGGUGGGAUGAGGAUUGGCUAGCUAAAACAUUUAUUAAUUCUUUUCUGAGAAUCUGGCUUAAUGUUUGGCUGCCUAUAGAUCCCUGCGUAAUCAUGCUCUGAUUUAGCCAUUUCUUGUUACCUUUUCUGCGUGAUAAUUGGAUGAUAUGGUUCAAAUUUACCACACACAAGGUUAAUGUUAAUUUCAUUUAGGAUCAUUACCGGAAGAGUUGUGUAUUUUACUAUGGCGGGAUUUAGGUGAUUUUAGAUAAAAGACAGGCACGUAUCCAACAAUCCUCGACUGCAUCAAUAUAUUUGUAUUUAUUUGUAC
Molecule: messenger RNA, 3672 nt
Organism: Manihot esculenta (cassava)
Lineage: Eukaryota; Viridiplantae; Streptophyta; Magnoliopsida; Malpighiales; Euphorbiaceae
Product: ubiquitin carboxyl-terminal hydrolase 9
Exons: 14
Coding region: 383-3211 (942 amino acids)
Biological process (GO): protein deubiquitination
Molecular function (GO): cysteine-type deubiquitinase activity
Source: RefSeq, a predicted model, not a curated record